Molecule: messenger RNA, 4226 nt
Organism: Poecilia reticulata (guppy)
Lineage: Eukaryota; Metazoa; Chordata; Actinopteri; Cyprinodontiformes; Poeciliidae
Gene: pbxip1a
Product: pre-B-cell leukemia homeobox interacting protein 1a
Cellular component (GO): membrane
Source: RefSeq, a predicted model, not a curated record
AAACCCAGGAGAAGAAGCCCCGUCCAUCACCUGCCGCUUUUUUCACCUGCGUGCGUCAAUCACGUCCCUUUUCCUGACACAACGCUUCUGCCUGAGUGGCUCAGCUGUCAUCCGGGGGCGGGCGCUCCCUGGCAGAUCCUGAAAUCCCAUUGGCUGGGAGGUUUCUUUGGUUGACGUGACGCAGCUUGGAAUUCCCAGAGUUCCCAAGUUCACAGGAGAAGAGCGUUGAUUUUUAGAAGUAAGCAGGAGGUUUUGGAAGAAAAAUCCGCUAGCGACUGGAGUAUAAACAGGAUAUUAUAAAGGUGAAUCUGUGUGGUGCUGUGCUAACCUGAGCCUGCAGAGGGCGAUGUCUGACAGCAGCAACAGCACAGGCAGCACUGGCUCCUCCACCAACAGCUGGACCCUCCUCUCUCCAGAGGAGGCUGCCAUUGAGAAUGUUGGGCCUGCAGACGACGGCACAGAGAGUCUGGGCGAUGCCCCCAGUCUCUCUGAGGAGGUGGCAGGAGCUGCAGCAGAGGAGAAAUCAGCUGAGCUCCCAGUAGAAACUAUCUUGUCUGAAGAAGGCCAUCAGGUGUGUCAGGAAACUUCCCCAGAGUCCGGCGAGGGUCCGAUCCCUUCCAGCCCGUCCCGACUGAGCCCUCCCCCGUCCAACCCUCUGGACGCCUCGUGCAUCGACACGGAGAGUCAGCCACCGGUCAUCCACGACAUCGUGACCACCUCUCCCAGCGACAACGAGCCUCAAGGCGCCAUGCCUUUGGUCGGCAGCAUCGAUCUGGCCGCUCAGCUGGACAUCCCGGCUGUUGACAUUCUGCUAGCGGACCCCGCCGUGCCUCCCCCUCACAUGACGGACGCCUCCGCCGAAGCUGCGCUCCACACGCCCGCUGAUUCUGAACCUGCGAGUGCGGUUGCCCGGAAUGACGUCUGGAGCUCUGAGCCUGAGGUCACCGUUCCCACGGAGACCCUUACAGCCGCUGAGCCCCCGCCUCUCGUCGAGGCUGAGGUCAGCUUUGCUGCAGAGCCUCCCAGUCCGGUCCCAGAGCGACCGAAGACCGGAGGAAGUCCUGACCCGGAGACGGUCAGCUCUGCCAAGGCGGAGGAAGACGUGGCUGAAGCUGAGAGAGAGGAAGAAAUGCCAUCCGAGUCACAGAACGUGGAUGAGGAAGAAGAGGAAGAUCAGUCCAGCAGCAUGGAGACGGGUGAAGUGAACGGCUUUGAUGACGGACUGAGGAGGAGGAAUGUUCCCUCCUUUGAAGCGCCAAGACCAAGAACCUCCGACGAGGAGGACGACGAAGAGGAGGUCGAGUUCAAGAUGGCGGAGAGAAAGGAGGACAAGCCGUGGUUCUCCAUGAACAAAUGCGUUGUGGCUGCUUUGGUCCUGCUCUUCUUAGGUUCCCUGUUUCUGUCAGGGGACAUUGACAGCCCUGAAUUGACUGUCGGAGACAAAGUCAAAGUCCAAAAGCAGGACUGUCCACAGAAAAUGAAAGGAAUGCUGGAUGAAAUAAAAGAGCAAAUCACUCAUCUGGAGACUCGCAUUCAGAUUAGGACAGAACAACUUGAUUUGGAGAUGCAGGCGUUGGCCGAGAGCGACGACGAACUGGACAGAGCUGGUGUGGAGGAGAAGAUGUUAAGUCUGAGGGAGGAGCUGGCGACCCUGCUGAAGCUGAGCAGAGAGCUGCAGAGUCUGCGGGCCCGAGUAAACAAAUUCAGCCAGUCCGCAGGAAAGGCGUCGUCUGCUCCCGCUUCAUCUUCCGAGUCUGAUGCCGAAGACGCUCCGAGCUCCCAGACUUCAACCGGACCAGAGAGGGAGCAGGACGAACAGCUGGAGGAAGAGCUCCACUGUCAGAAGGAUCUGUUGGAUGACAUCAAGAAACGCCUGGGGGGGAUGAAAAAGGACGCAGGGGAUGGGAAGCAAGUUUGGGAAAACCUAGACGGGAUCCAGGAGCAGCUUUCCAAACAUGUGGAGAGUUGGGAGAAGACGAAGCCGCACGGGCCAAAAUGGAAAGGGAAGAAAGAGAAAAAACAGGAGCGGGACCACUGGAAGAAAGAGGAGAGGAAGGACAAGGAGUGGAAGCACAGCAAGGAAGAGAAGAAGGAAAAGGAAAACUCUCACAAAGAGUCCUGGAGGAAACACCAGGACGAGUGGCAGAGGAGGAAGAGCGAGCGCAGGAUGGACCGGGAGGAGAGGAGGAAGGAGAAGCCGUGGCACAGCCGGCGGGGGGAAAACUCCCAUCAGCCCCGGCAGCCGCAUCAUCACCAUCAGCACCACCACAACGACUUCUGGAGGGACCAGGAGCUCAAGCUGCACCGCAAUGUCCGCCCCCAGCUGGGCUGCUCCUCGCUGGAGGACUGCGCCUCCAAGGAGGGCCUGUACCCGGUGGAGCUGGCCGAGUUCGAGGAGCUGCUGGAGGGCUACCUGAGCAAGCUGGAGGGCUCCCCCAGCGAGAGCAAGGACGAGCUCCGCAAGGUCACCGCCGACUUCUUCGAGGACGGCGUCUUCAUCCACGACCGCGUGCGCUUCGGGGACUUCGCCGAGGACGUGGCGGACGUCCUGGAAGACAUGGUGGACAUCAUGGAGGGCAGCGACUCCCUCGAGGAGGAGAUGGAGGAGUUUGAGCGGGAGGCGCUGUGGAAGUUUGCCGCCAUGGCUUAGAAGGAUUCAAAAGCAUUAAAACCCAAGAAGAACUGUUCUCGUGGUGGUUUUGUAGGACAUUUCCCUUCCUGCUCCUCCUCUUCUGAGCUGUAGUUGUCGUAGCUUUUGGUACGGACUCCUAAUUGUGUCCCUGAAAAGUCUCUAAUUAUAAGCUAGACUGUGUUUGUCAUUUUGGGCUUAGUUGUUACCUACCUCUGUCCCGGUCAUGGCUCCUGAUUCAGAGUAACCGUAAACUGUGUGACGUUUUUUUUUGUUUGUUUGUUUGUUUUUUUUUUUUGCUUUAAUCGGUGCAUGUUGCAGUGAUGUGAAUUUAAACCCAGACCAGACAGGAAGCGACAUGAAGUCGAUCAGUAUUACCCAGUAAAUCAUUCUUCCAGUUGGUUCUCCCGUCUGAAGAGGAGAUCCUGCUGCGUUGGGCGAUCGUUAUCAGAUCAGGUCCGACCGGUUUCUUUGCCGACAUCCUUUUUUUUUUUUUUUUUUUUUCACCAAGCAAACACAGAAAGAGAGAGCGAGAGAUUUGUUAUGAGCCUCCAGCAUUUUUUUGUUGUUGUUGUUGAAUCUGACUCACCUCUGAUCUGUUGACUCGAUUUCUGCUCCUGGAGAAAAAAAAAAAAGCAAUAGCAAAAGAGUCGAGACUUCUUAACCACUUUAGCACUUUUUCUCAAGCAUGUCGGACACAUUUCCCUCCACUGCUUUCUGUACCGCAUAAAGACACUCAGACCAGUCUGGGGUUAGAACAUGGCGAACUUCCUUCAGCUCAUCUGCUGAUGCAGCAGAAUUAGUUCUGCAGCCAAACCUGUAAUUUUCCCUCCUCUCGUUUUGUUCAGACGUUUGACUUGACUUGCAUGCAGGUGAUUUGGUAUGUUUUUUGCCAGAGUUUAGAUUAUAAAAGACAUGAAAGCAUUUGAUUUUCGCACAUCAGGUGAAGGUGGAAGGAAAAAAAAAAACCGCACAAAGUUCACAGCCUGAAACGUUCACAGUUUGUUCCUUUUCCUUUCGCCGGCGCUGAUGUUGAAGUUGGAGCCGUCGGGUCGGGAUUGUUCAGGAGAAGCUCUGGCGUGAUUAUUUAUUCUGUCACUACUGCUCCCGUCUCCUCCCCCCGUCGUCUGUAUGAAUCCGAGGAGCGACGGACUCGGACCCGGGCCGUUCACGCCGAAUGUUGAAGCGACCUUCGUGUACGUUGCGUACCAGCUGCUGCUUAACGUGCCUUUACCACAAUAUGAAGAACUCAGAUUGGACCAGAGUUUCUCCGAUUUCACUGGCUUCUGCUAGAAGAGGAAGGAGUUUCGGCGACUCUUAAUUCGCCCUGCUGCUCGCAAGGCACAGAGUGAAUGUUUGGGGAGUUUACUUGGGAGGUGGUUUAUUUCUGAAGACCUGCUUGACCAAAGGUGUUUGGAGGAGUCCUCGAAGCACAGAUCGAAGCGAGAGUUUAAUCGAUAUUUGAAAGUAUUUCUGCGUCCGCGGGGCGACGAUGGGGCUCAACGGAUGUGACUUCAUUUGACCCCUGGGCAAAUAUAAUUUCUAUCAUCAUCAGUUGUCUCCUGUUUUUAUGAAAUAAAAUGUUGAGUUCAAUACA